AUGACUAACGAUAACGAUGAUGCGUCAAGCAUCACCAACACGUCAGCGGGAAGAAUCAGACUUUUAGGAACUUUUGCUGGUAUCGGUAGUAAUUGUAAUAACAUGAUUGGUGCUGGAAUAUUCUCAUGUCCCGGUCUAGUUUUAAGUGAAAUUCAGUCUCCCGGGAUAGCAUUAAUUUUAUGGGCAGUGGGUGGAAUUGCCGCUUUAUUUGGAUCACUCUCUUACCUGGGGAGUUCUAUACCAGAAGGAGGCGGAGAAACUGUAUAUUUGAAACGAGCAUUUCCUCACCCACCCGCACUUUUAAGCUAUAUGUUUAGCUUUUCCACCAUUGUGGCUAUUCGGCCAGCUUCAAUGUGCGCCAUUGCAAAUGUUUUCGCGCAAUAUUUCUUAUAUACAAUUAAAGCAACAGAGCGUUGUGACAUUGAUUAUUUGCAUCCAACGCAAUAUAUUACUGAUUGGAAAUUUUGGCAGUUACGACUUUGUUCGCUAACUGCGGUAUUUAUAGUUACAAUCUAUCACAUUCUAUCCAACAAAUGGGCAAAUCGUAUAAACCAAACCCUUACAAUCAUUAAGAUGCUGGUACUGCUUAUAAUAUCGAUUAUUGGAAUAGCAACAAUUCCUCGGUUUAUUAACGACGAAAACACGAAUUGGAAAAAUAUGUUUCCUAGUGUGAAUAUUAGUGCACGCUCUUUGACUGCUGCGCUUAUUCCCAUUUUAUUUGCAUAUAAUGGCUGGAAUAAUUUGAAUUAUACGUUGGAUGAAUUCGUCAAUCCAAAGGAAAAAUUAUUCAUGUCUAAUAGUAUUAGUGUUGAUCUUUGUGCUAAUAUCGCAUAUACGAAUGUGCCAUUAGCCAAACUAACGGGUAAAAGUGAACCAUCAGAAAUUAUUGCUGGUCGGUUCGCCUUCCAAGUUGGUGGCUUUAAUUUGGCUCGUGCACUAUCAUUUUUCAUCUGUUUAUCAGCUUUUGGAGCAUUGGCCGCGAACACAUGGGCGGGAUCGCGAGUAAUUGUAGCCUCCGCUAAAAAUAAUUAUAUUCCUUUCUCGCAAUGGCUCAGAAAAUGGAAUAAAACUACACAUACUCCGAUUUUUGCAUUGAUAACACAAGCAGUUUGGUGUUCAUUGAUUAUUAUCAUUUACCCACAAAAUGAUCCAUUUAAAUUCUUUAUUAAUUUGGGUCAGCAUUGCAUGUGGGUAUUUCUAUUUCUGAGUGCUUUGGGAUUAUUGUUUCUUCGUCAUUAUAAUCCCGAUCUAGAGCGUCCAUUUAGAGUGUUUCUCUUAAUACCCAUAAUAUUUAUAGUAUUCGCACUAUUUAUCAUAAUUGGGUCUUUCGUAAAUGAUGCAUCAAAAAUUCAUGCAACGGCACAAGAGCAACAACUAAAACAACAUAACGGCGACAAACUGUGUGAAAGCGAUAAAGACUACAAAUACGCUACAUUUGAUUAUUAUCUUCCUUUUGUCGUCAGUUUGGUUGUAAUAGGAGUUGGUGCAACUUGCUGGUACGUUUUGUACUCGUUAGGUUGUCAACUUCGAUUCAAAACAAGAAGAGUAUCCUGUCUACAUAUAGAUGAUGCAUCAUCAUGUAUGUCGUGGGAUGAUGAUGAGGAAUUGCAAGUUAAGAUUAAGCGGAUGUCACUAAGACAAAUGUCUAGGGAUUCUUAA
This is a messenger RNA of Ambispora gerdemannii, 1659 nucleotides long. The record is from the annotation of a GenBank genome assembly. NCBI's taxonomy places the organism in Eukaryota, Fungi, Glomeromycota, Glomeromycetes, Archaeosporales, Ambisporaceae.